Dama dama (fallow deer) is the source of this 1594-nucleotide messenger RNA. RefSeq names its product Wnt family member 9B (gene WNT9B). Bases 1 to 1518 code for a protein of 505 amino acids. NCBI's taxonomy places the organism in Eukaryota, Metazoa, Chordata, Mammalia, Artiodactyla, Cervidae. The transcript has 9 exons. Gene Ontology annotation, biological process: canonical Wnt signaling pathway; neuron differentiation; cell fate commitment. Gene Ontology annotation, cellular component: extracellular region. Gene Ontology annotation, molecular function: frizzled binding; cytokine activity. The record is from RefSeq and is a predicted model, not a curated record.
AUGGAGGAGGUAGGACAAGGCCCAGAAGGGCAGACCAGGACAAUAGCCAGAGCUGCCUGCAGGCUCAUGGCUGGGGCUGUUCUUCUAGCCUCCGCGGCCGGCGGCACCGGUGACCAGCAGGGGGCGCUCCUGCAGAAGGCUGGCCGCCGCGGCCGUCCGUCCUCCGCCGCCCAGUCCCCCGACCCGCACUACAUCAGCCCCGCGGGCGGCUGGUGGCGGCGCUGCGAGCGCUGCGCGGCGCGAGGAGAUGCGACUGGGCUCCGCGCCGCCGGCAUCAUGCGCCCCCCGCCCGCGCUGGCCCUGGCCGCGCUCUGCCUGCUGGCGCUGCCCGCCGCCGCCGCCGCCGCCUACUUCGGUCCUGUCCUAGACCUCAUCCCGCCCACUAAGCCGGGUCUCGGAUCCCGGCUCAAGCUCCAGGAUUCUGCAGGCGUCUCGGACCUUGUGCCCGUGCGCCCCGGCGCGCCCUGUCCCUGCCGGUCCAAGGAGUCCCUCCCACGCUCGGACGUCCUCUCCGAUCCUCACUUCCUGACUGGGCGGGAGGUCCUGACGCCCUUCCCCGGGCUGGGCACCGCUGCUCCGGCACAGGGUGGGGCCCACCUGAAGCAGUGCGACCUCCUGAAGUUGUCCCGCCGGCAGAAGCAGCUCUGCCGGCGGGAGCCAGGCCUGGCCGAGACCCUGCAGGACGCCGCACACCUCAGCCUGCUCGAGUGCCAAUUUCAGUUCCGGCAUGAGCGCUGGAACUGCAGCCUGGAGGGGAGGACAGGGCUGCUCAAGAGAGGUUUCAAGGAGACGGCCUUCCUGUAUGCGGUGUCCGCGGCCGCCCUCACGCACACUCUGGCCCGGGCCUGCAGCGCUGGCCGCAUGGAGCGGUGCACCUGUGAUGACUCCCCGGGCCUCGAGAGCCGGCAGGCCUGGCAGUGGGGCGUGUGUGGCGACAACCUCAAGUACAGCACCAAGUUCCUGAACAAUUUCCUGGGGCCCAAGAGAGGAAGCAAAGACCUGCGGGCACGGGUAGACGCCCACAACACUCACGUGGGCAUCAAGGCCGUGAAGAGUGGCCUCCGGACCACGUGUAAGUGCCACGGCGUGUCAGGCUCCUGCGCUGUGCGCACCUGCUGGAAGCAGCUGUCCCCGUUCCGCGAGACGGGCCAGGUACUAAAGCUGCGCUACGACUCGGCCGUCAAGGUGUCCAGUGCCACCAAUGAGGCCUUGGGCCGCCUGGAGCUGUGGGCGCCGGCCAGACCUGGCAGCCCCACCAAGGGCCCGGCGCCGCGGCCUGGGGACCUGGUCUACAUGGAGGACUCCCCCAGUUUCUGCCGGCCCAGCAAGUACUCGCCUGGCACAGGGGGCAGGCUGUGCUCCCGCGAGGCCAGCUGCAGCAGCCUGUGCUGUGGGCGGGGCUACGACACCCAGAGCCGCCUGGCGGCCUUCUCCUGCCAUUGCCAAGUGCAGUGGUGCUGCUACGUGGAGUGCCAGCAGUGUGUGCGGGAGGAGCUUGUGUACACCUGUAAGCACUAGGCCCGCCGCCCGGGGUGCCAGCCAGGCGCUGCCAGGACCUGCCAGGGCACCGGGCCGCCUCCAGGCCACCCAGCCG